AUGGGCACGCACACAGCCGUCCAGGAGGACCUGGAGGUGCCCACUGUGGAGGACUGGAGCGAGAAGGACUGCAAGGUUGUUGUGCGCACCACACCAGGCAGCAAUCUGCUGGCUGACCUGGUGCUGCGUGCCAAGGUGGAUGCCUCGCCUGACGAGGUGUACGCCGUGCUGACAAACCCAGAUUCACACCUGAUCUUCCGCGGCAUCAAGGCCACCUUGGAGCGGCGCACCCUGGAGGACAGCGGCAAGGGGCGGCGCAAGCUGUUUGUGCACCACCAGGCUGCCACGCGGUUCCUGUGGCUGCAGGUCACGUUUUCGACGCAACUGCUAGUGGAGGAGGACGACAGGGCGCGCACCAUCUGCUUCCGCAAUGCGAAGGACGGCGGCUUCAUGCGCACCUUCACCGGGCGGUGGGAGGUGUCGCCCUUCUGCCAGGACACGCUCAACCGCAUCUACUCCCCCCACGACACACAGCGGCACCGAGGAGUGCACCUAGGCUGGCUCAACCCCGCGAGGGCCCUUGGCGCUAUGCAGCACCGAGAGUCAGAUGCGGCCGCGCGCGAGUGCUCGCUGGUGACGCUGGAGCAGGCACUGGCGCCGCGCCUCAUGCCCCCAGGGCCGCUGAUGCGCAUGGUGCGGGGGCUGUGCGCGCGGACCGUCAGCAACAUGAUGGCGGACCUGCAAAAGGAGAUCGAACGGCGGCGCGAGGGCGAGUCCGCCUCAGGGUCCAAGGGCGUCAGCGGCUCAAACCACCUUCACGGCAAGGCGGCGACGCAUGCAGCCUGUAUGAGCUUGAGUGCUGGCGACCUUUUUGCCAACUCAGCACCCCUUCACAUCACAAUCGAGCUGUGA
Molecule: messenger RNA, 852 nt
Organism: Monoraphidium neglectum
Lineage: Eukaryota; Viridiplantae; Chlorophyta; Chlorophyceae; Sphaeropleales; Selenastraceae
Exons: 7
Coding region: 1-852 (283 amino acids)
Source: RefSeq, a predicted model, not a curated record